Pyricularia grisea is the source of this 569-nucleotide messenger RNA. RefSeq lists its product as uncharacterized. The record is from RefSeq and is a predicted model, not a curated record. Lineage: Eukaryota; Fungi; Ascomycota; Sordariomycetes; Magnaporthales; Pyriculariaceae. The coding region runs from base 226 to 432 and encodes 68 amino acids. The transcript has 2 exons.
CAUGAUUGAGUAUGGGGCGUAACUUGGGCUGAGAAGGUUGGGAGUAAACGGCAGGAGGGGUUUUGUCUUAAAAACUCGGAGUAAUGCCUUUCAGACAAUAAAUACUUCAUCUUUUGCCCUCAUCCUAAACAAAUUCCCAUCGAGACACCAUACCAACACACAUCUUCAUACCUUACCUUGCAACAACUGAACCUUUAAAAAAAAUUACAUCCACAUUACUUGAAGAUGGAUUCUAGCAACAACCAAGACCAGAAGACCCAGGUGGUUCCCAACCCUGACCAGGGCAACCAGGGUUCCGUGACGGACAAGAUCAAGGCCGCCAUCCAGCCCCACUCGGCACACCCGGGUCCGGCCAUUCCGCAGGACUUCAAUGUCACCGAGGAGGGUACCAAGGAGGAGCGCCGUGCCAAGGCUCAAGAACUGAACAAGUAAAUAGAGAUGUUGUAAUGCAAAGAGAAGUCGGAUUACGCAUGUUAUCGGACAUGUCGUUGAAGGGUCUUUGAGCUGUAGUCAAAGAUCGGGGGAGGAUUGAACGCUGCAACUUAUCACUUAAUUAAUUGACAAUCUUG